Messenger RNA from Aegilops tauschii subsp. strangulata, 1248 nucleotides. RefSeq lists its product as uncharacterized. The record is from RefSeq and is a predicted model, not a curated record. NCBI's taxonomy places the organism in Eukaryota, Viridiplantae, Streptophyta, Magnoliopsida, Poales, Poaceae.
AUGACGGCGUCGACGAAACGUCCACGCCAGCGCGCAUGGCCGGGCCUAGCGCCAGACGUCCUGCGCGACGUCCGCUCCCGGCUCCCGUCCCUCGCCGACCGCGUCCGCCUCCGCGCCAUCUGCCGCCCAUGGCGCACGGGCGUCAAGCUCCAGCCGUGCCGGGCCCCUCCGCAUCUCCCCUGGCUCGCCCUCCCGGACGGCACCGCCUUGGACUUCGCCCACAACAGCGCGUACCGUCUGCGUAUCCCAAACGACGACGGCCCCUGCUACAGCGCCGGCGAGAGCAUGUUCUUCCACCACGGCAACGACGGGCGGUGCUCCGUGGUCAACGGGUUCUCCGGCGCCGCGACGCCUCUCCCCGAGCUGGCCGAACUCCUACGGUCUCACAUGGUAAAUCCAUGCGACGAGAAAAAGUUCGAGUCCAAGCGGUCUGAGAAUAUGAGGAUCAAGAAGGUGGCGAUGUCAUCCGUGGCAGCCUCGCCGAACCAUCAACGCCUCGUGGCCGUUCUAGCCAGUAACUGCUCCAAAUCCAGAGUCUUUAUCUCCACGUGCCGACCGGCCGGCGAGAUCAACUCGUGCAUUGUGACGCAGGAGACAUCCACCAUCCUCGACGUCGCCUUCUUCCAAGGGAAGAUGUACGCGCAGGUCAAGAUAUUCCAGGAGCUCCUCGCCGUCGAACUCAGCGACGGCUGGCUCGACAAGCCGCCGACGCCGCCCGGCGUCCAACCUCAAGUGAAAGCGUUCACAUCAUGGAUAUGGCCCCCUGACCUCCAACCGGACAUGUAUCUGAAACAAUUCUCCCACGACAAUAGCCCGAACGAGCAAGUACAGCAAUAUCUAGUGGAAUCCAACAGCAAGCUGCUGCUGGUGAGGAGAUAUUUCCGGGCCCCACCCCCGCAAAUUGGCCGCAAACAACAUUUAAGUUGCCGGUUCGAGGUGCUCGAGGCGGACCUCACGGACGGUCCCGGCCUUGGCCUGUGGAAGAAGGCCCGCAGCCUCGACGGCUGGGCGCUCUUUGUGGGCGCCACGUGCUCCAAGUCUUUCCGUGCUAGUGAUGUUGAUGGAGCUCGAGGAGAUUGUGUCUACUUCCUGCUCGAUCAUGGCAAUCCCCUUGGCCACGCCGGCGUGUACAGCGUGGUGCACAGGACGAUCGUGCCGUUCAUGCCACCGUCGCGGAGGGUAAAGCCAAAGAGAUGGUCAUGGGAUAACCUGAGGUUUCCGGCAUGGUUUUUCCCGGUUGAAGUUUAG